GGCAUCUGGUUGCCCUGGAGUUGAAAGCAGAGUGCUAGAGUUAAGCUUUGAAUUGCUCAGGGCAUAGAGAAUUCCCAUUACAACGUGUGCGGACACCCUUGUUAUACAAGGUGGUCACAGAAAUUAUCUAAGGAGCCUUGUGCACGGAUUUCAACUAAAAACCCGUUUCAAGGUCUUGUGCAAGUCAGAGUGACUGGGUGGAGGAAGGUGGCAGCGAAACGAACAAGGCUGUAAAGGUGAGGUCCUGACCUGUUCCAAGGAGAAUUCAGACUCGACCCUGAUCUGUCAGCAAUCAUGUCAAACAGUACCUUUAAUAAGAUGUGGGCUGACACCCAUGAGGCACUUAAUGAUCUUCUGAAGGAGGAAUUCUCUUCUCAUGAUGCCAAAUCACUUACUGACCGCAUGAUGAUCUUCCAGAUGCUGGCAGCCUUCUACAUUAAGUAUGUACAGAUUUUUCGCAAUAUGGAAGACCUCUAUGAGCAGAUAAUGCAUCCUCAAAAGAGACGGAUUAUCCACCAUGUACUUGAGGGUGUUAUGGGCAGAAUUCUUGAGCUAAAGAAUGAAAUGGUGAAACUGGAGUUCUCUGAGUUUCACUAUUAUGAUGAUAUACUGCAGGAUCUCAAGCUAACCCCGGAAGCCCUAGAGAUCCCCAUUCCCAGGUACUUUAUGAAGAAUAAAUUAAAAAUUAUGAAGGAAAGAGAAAACAUUCUGUCUCGAAUAUUAUCGCAAAGCUCAAUGCAAGUGGAAAAGGAAGUUGGUAUAAAACCACUGAUUCUAGAGGAAGCCAUCCAAAUUAUUCAAAUCGCCGAACGUGCUCGGCAGGGGCGGUUGCGAGCUAAGUUUAUGCUGGAAAUUCGAAUGGAAGAAGAAAGAGAAAAUUUAGCUAAACAACGAAGAGCAAGCGCAAUGGCUCCUGACAUGGCUGCUACCUUAAUUGAAAAGCUUUGGCGUGGAUAUACUCAAAGGAAAAUUACCAAGAAAGAACGGGCAGAGGAAAUGAUAUUCCUUGAGAUGGAACCCCCUCCGGAUUUUCAUAAGCCUAGCUCAACUCAACUACAAGCUCAGAAAGUGUAUCAACAACGGCAGGUGGUACAGGAAGUACAUGAGGUGGAAUACCAGCAAGCCUUGGUUACAAUAAAGGAGCAAGUACGAUCAGUUGAGGGACCAGAUAUUCAAGAAACUUUACAGGAGCAGAUCAGACAAUGGUUUAUUGAAUGCCGAAACAUAACUGGAAAGUUCCCUGACUAUCCUGAUGCAGAGCAGGGAGGUUCUGCAGCUAUAUUUGCUUCAAAGACUCCCCAAGAGGUGCUUCAAGAACUUGCUGCACAAGAAGAGAAAAAGAAACAGAAAGAUAAAGAAAAGAAGGAGAAAAAGAGUGGAAAGGACAAAAAGGAAAAGAAGAAAAAAAAGAAAGGAAAAUCUGAUAAAGAGGAAGAAGAGGAAGGUUGGAAAAUGGCUCAGAGUAACUUCCUUCCAACAGUGGCAGAAGGUCAUAAAACAUAUGAAGGAGUUUGGCAGAACCGAGAUGAGUGCACAAAUCUCUCCCAGAAGUAUGUUGCUGAACUCAUCAAGGAAGAUAAACGCAAAGAAGUGGAGGAGGAAAUCAGAGUCCAGGUUGAUGAACUAAUGAGACAGGAGCUGAAAAACUUAAAAAUGGCAGUGGACAGGGCUAAAAGUACAAAGAAAGGAAAGAAAGAUGGGAAGAAGAAAAAAUCCAAGAAAGAGAAGAAGAAGAAGAAGAAGAAAGGAAAAGAUCUGACUGCUAACAGGACAAUUGAUUCCCUUUAUGAAGAGCUAGUUCGUGAAGGUCUGCUCAUAAAGCCAAAGAAUAUCCAACUUUCUGAUUUUGAAGGUGAGUACAACUACCUGGGAACCACACUCCGGCAAACAGAUAUCGAGCCUAUGCCUUCCCUCUUGGAUGUGAAACAACUGAUCACAUUGUAUGGGAUUCUUCCCUUGGGUUCACAAGCUGUCCAUGAGAAAGCUCCUAUAGUGAAGUCUUUGUUACUGGCAGGACCAUCUGGAGUUGGAAAGAAAAUGUUGGUCCAUGCUCUUUGCACAGAAACCGGAGCCAACCUUUUCAAUUUGUCCUCUCAGAACAUUGCAGGAAAAUAUCCAGGCAAGAGUGGUCUCCAAAUGAUGAUCCAUUUAGUUUUCAAGGUUGCCUGCCUGCUGCAGCCUUCAGUUGUAUGGAUUGAUAAUGCAGAGAAAACUUUCUACAAGAAGGUUCCAAAAUCAGAGAAGGGGUUAGAUCCAAAGAGAUUGAAGAAACCUUUUCCAAGUAUACUUAAAUCCUUGAAAGCAGAAGAUCGUGUUCUCAUUGUUGGCACAACACAACGACCCUUUGAUGCAGAAUUAAAGUCUUUCUGUCGGUCUUUCCAGAAAAUUAUACUUAUUCCAAGACCAGAUUACAGCUCUCGAUUUGUGUUAUGGAAGAAUAUAAUCCAACAAAAUGGUGGGAUCCUGACGAAUUCAUUGGAUCUAAGUUCCUUGGCCAAGAUCACUGAUGGCUAUACGCAAGGACACCUUACUCAAGCUGCAAAGGAUGUUCUAACUGAACGACGUAUAAAGCAGUUACACACUAAACCUCUCUCUGCAGUAGAGUUCAUUACUCCUCUGGCCAAGCAGGAACCCGUAUACCAAGAGGAAGAGGAAUCAUUCAAGAAUUGGUACAUCAAAACACCUUUGGGCAAGAAGAGAGCAAAAGCUGCAAAGGAAUCAGAAGAUGAUGGGAAGGAGAAGGGCCAAAAAGGAAAAGAAGGAAAGAAAGGAAAAGAAGGAAAGAAAAAAGGGAAGAAGAAAAAAUAACAUUCAGAUGUUAUGUAUAUGUUCUGUAUAUUGAUAUUACAUUUAUUAUUUGCUGUAAGCAUCCUGUAUAUACAUGCGUAAAACUUGAGAAAGUCAUUGUCUAUUAUAAUUAAGUUAAUUGAAAAAAUCAGUUAAUAAUGUACAAAGCAGUAUAUUAUCUAAUCCGUUUAGUUAUUCACCUAAUCAUGUUUUACUACUUCCAAUAGCAAAAUGAAAUAUAAUGCAAAUGGUUGCUGUAAUCAUGACUAGCUUAAUUAAUCAUGAUUAUGAAAUGCAUAUUUUGGUAAUAAAAAUACUACACAAAAACAGUUCCUGAUGAUGGUAAGAUACGGGAAAUCCAAAGAGAACAUAACACACUAUGCUGAAUUAUUUUGGUGUUUUCAGGCAAGUACUACAAUAUGGGAUCAUUGGUAAAAGACCCAAAGACCUUCAAGGCAGAUGAAAGCACAGCCUCAGAAAACGGGGCAUUGGUUUACGACUGAGACUUCUCUGAGGUAUAGUAUUACUGGGAUUUACUGCUUCAGACCAGGUGCAAGUCCUGGUAACUUUUUAUCUCAAAAUGAUUGAUGUUCAAUUAUAGUAAAUAUUCAGAUCUGAAAUCAUAGAAAUUUGUCUGUUCUGGAAUGAAAGGAUACAAGACUGAUACAGGAAAAUGGAGUAUCAGUGGAAGCAAAACUUUGAAUCGUUUCAUUCCUCUCAUUGAGUAAGCAUGGGCAGAUUUAUUAAACACUAUUCUUCAUUCAGGAAUUGUUAGGAUUCUUGUCAAGGAUCACAAACUUUUCAAAACAUGUAAGCAGAUAGAAUGGACAUACUCUUCAUUCUGAGAGAAAAUAUGUAAAACAAAUGAAACAAAAUCUCCCUUCUUUCUUUAACAUUGGCAUCUUCUGCAGAAAUUGAGUCAACAUGCUAUAUUCGUGCAUAUGCCACACUCUUAAGUACAAUAAUUUAACAAAUUUUUACACAGCGAAAAGUAUUUAAUGCUUUAAUAUAGUCCAGUCAUUAAGAGGCAAUAGAUGGUGGAAGUAUUCAUAUACAAUUAACAGAAAUCAAAACAGGCAACCUUGUCAGGUAGGUCAAAUUCAGUCAGAACUCACUAACUAAUAAAGUAGAAGAGAUAAUAAGAGUUGUCUGUCAAGCUGAAGUUUUACUUUAAACUUUUUUAAAAACUGAAUUACUGGAAGAGAGUUCACAUUUUAACCUUCACAAUGAAACAAAUCAGUAAAGACACCCACAUCAGACUAUUGAUAAUAUUGAAUACAGUUCUGUCUUCAAUACUAUUAUUACAAACACACUAAUCACCAAACUUCUGACCCUGGGAGAAAAUGUCUCCAUAUGUAAAUGGAUCACAAGGCCAUAGGACAUAAAAGCAGAAUUAGGCCAUUUGACCCAUCUGACCAACAGAUUGCAAUCAGUAAGGAUAAGCAGCAACACCAGCACCAAGAUUAUUCUAAACACUAGUGCUCCACAAGGUUGUGUCCUCAGCCCCCGAACUCUACUCCUGUACGCACAUGACUAUAUGGCCAGAUUCUUCUCCAACUCCAUCUGCAAGUUUGCAGGUACUUCUGUAAUGUGCUAUAUCUUAAAUAAUGAUGAGUUAGAGUACAGGAAAGAGACAGAGAGCUUAGUGACAUGAUGCCAUGACAAUAACCUUUCCCUCAAUGUCAACCAAAUAAAAGAGCUGCUCAUUGACUUUGGAAAGGAGGGGUACACGCUCCUGUCUUCAUCAACAGUGUUGAGGUUGGGAGGGCUGAGAGCUUUACUUUCUCAGGUGUGGACACCACCAAUAGCCUGCCCUGGUGCAACUAUGUAACCGUCAUGGCCAGGAAAGCAACAAUGCCUUUACUUUCUCAGGAAGGUUAAGAAAUUUAGCUUGUGCCCAUCAGUGCACCAUAGAAAGCAUGUGACCACAAGAAACUGCAGAUAGUUGUAGACACAGUUCAGCACAUCACAGGAACCAGCCUCCCCCGUAUGGAAUCUGUCUUUACUUCUUGCUGCCUCAGUAAAGCAGCCAGCAUAAUCAAAGACUCCCAACCAUCCAGGACAUUGUUGUCAUCCCUCUUCAAUUUGGCAGAAGAUACCAAAGCCUAAAAUCAUGUACCACAGGGCUCAACGACAGUUUCUAUCUCACUGAUAUCAGGCUUUUGAACAAACCCCUUGUAUGAUAAAAUGGAUUCUUCACCUCACAAACUACCUCGUUAUGAUCUUGCACUUUAUCCUUACACUGCACUCUUUAAGGAGCUUUUACACUUCAUUUUGCUUUGUUACUUUACAUUAUUUUAGCUCAAUGCAUCGUAUAUUGAUCUGAUCUACAUAAACAAUAUGCAAAACAGGCUUUUCACUGUAUCUUGGUGAUUUUGACAACAAUAAACCAUUAACAAUAUAAAUCAUAAUAACCAUUGUCUUAUUACACAACUAUUUCCCAGUAACAGAUUGCUUAACAGAGAAAAGUGAUACUGGACAGAAGCCACUCAAAAAAAGAACAUGACAGUUUAUGGAAUGAACCCACAUUCAUGUGGCUGCAUGCAUCAAGCCAGCAUGAUUCAUAUUCCAUCUAGGUAACACCCAGUCAACACGCUGGCACAGACUGAGAGUAACACUGAUUGUAGUAAUAAGCAUAGGAAAAUAUCAAAUUCAACAGGAAACAUCAUGUUUCCAUUGUUUCUAAGCCAAAAAGAAUUUAAUUGCAUACAAAGCCUUUUAGCUUUGGUUUAGUAGUGUACACAUGCAGAGUCAGAAGGUUAAACAUUCAAUAAUCCUCUAGAGAAUUGACUUAAAGUAUUGAAGGAGCAAAGAGUGAAAUCAGCGCAGUGAGGAAAAAUGAUUUAUAAACUAACAUAGGCUCAACGAUAGCAUAGUUGUUAUUACAACUCAGGGCAUCAGGGUUUGGAAUUCAUUUCUAGUAUCCUCAGUAAGCAAAUUUGUACAUUUCUUCUGGUGAGCAUGUGGGUUUCUGCUGGGUGCUCAUGUUUCCUCCCACGGUCCAAAGAUGUACUUCGGACUGGUAGUGUUAACUACUGGUUAGGAUGUUAACUGAUCAUUACAAAUUGUCCUGUCAUUAAGCCAGGGUUAAUUCGGUGGGUUGCUGGUCAGAGCAGCUUGAAGGGCCAGAAAGUCCUAUACACCAUCUCAUCUCUAAAUAGAAUAAAAUUAUUUUGAGAUUAGAAUCUGGAGCAAAGAAAAACAAAAAGCUGCUAGAAGAACUCAGUUGGUCAAAUAACAUCUGUGGAAGCAAAAGAGUGAUUGAUAUUUCUGGUCAAAACCUUGCAUCAGGACUGAUAGUGAAAGGAGGGGUGAGACAGAGGCUGGUGAGCGACAAAGGAUUGGGAGGCAAGAGGUUGGUGGAAAGAGACCAGGGGAAAAGUAGGCAGGUGUAACCAGAUGUGGGAGUGGAUCAGGAAAGUGAAUUAAGAGAGAAGAAACACACGCAGAUAAAUAUGUGAGUGAAGGACAGCUGAUAUCAAGUGUAGAAGGGAAGCAUAAUAAUGGGAGAGAGAUGGGAAAGGUAGGAGAGACUCCUUGGUGGACUGGGAAAGCAUGAGUGAGUUACCUGAAAUUGGAAAAUUGUUGUUCAUACCAGUGGGCUGUAGAAUAUGAAGUUUUAUUCUUCUAGUUUACAACUUGUCCACACCAUGGAGAAGGCUGAGGAUAAAUGAGUGGUAAUGGGGAGGAGAGAUGACAUAAGACCGGAAGCUCAAGGUAGCUUUGGCAAACUGAACACAGGUGUUCUGCAAAAUAGUCACCACACCUGAUCUCACCAACAUAAAGGAAAUUUCUUAAUGUAAUAAAAACACUUGAAUAAUGUUUAUCAAAUACCUGUAUGUACUUGCAGUUUUAGACUAAUUAGAUGAUUAAAGGUAAGUGAUAUUUGAGGAAAGGUAUUUAAAUAUUCCUUUGUCAAAUACUUCAGCCAAUAUUUCUAAACUUAAAGUUGGGAACAGCUAGAAAGGAAAACUGAUGAAGUAGGAUGUCUGAAUCCUGAAAGAGUAGUAUGCGUUUAAUUUCUCAGUUAGGAGACACAACCUCCAGCAGUUCAGCCCUCCAAUAUUAGCACACUGAAGUCUGCAACAUUUCUGAUAUUGUAAAUAAGUAUUAGAAACAGAACUUGAAUUAAAACCCACAUGUGCUUAGCAAUCAGUACAACUGACAACUUUGCCAAGGUGAGCAUGUAUGCAAUCCAAAAUUUCAUAAGAGAUGUAUAUAAAUAAUUGAAAUGGAGACUAAAUAAAAUUAUACCUGCAACAAAACAAAAAUACCACCUUGAGAAGGUUUAAAUAACCUUAAAUGAAGAAAACAAGAGGGAGACUGUGGCUCAAUGUACAGUACGUAGCUCUUACAUAACUGGGGUAUCAUUCAAAGAUCUAGACCAUUGAUCCUGAUAGAGUCAUAGAGCACUACCACUCAAGGACAUGUCCUAUGGCCCAUCUAGUCCUUGUCUAACUGUUAUUCUAAAUAGUCUCAUCAGCCUACACUAAGACCAUAGCCCUUCAAAGCUUGCCUAUUCAAGUACUUCGACAAAUUUAUCUUGUGUUGAAAGCGAACCUGCAUCCACCACUUUUGCAAGCAGUUCAUUCCAGAAUCACACCACUCUCUAAGUGAAGAAGUUCCCCCUCAGUUUUCCCUCAACUAUUCCACCUUCUACGUUUAACUUAUGCCCUCUGGUUCUAGUCUCACCCAACCUCAGUGGAAAAAGCCUACUCAUAUUUACACUCUAAUCAUUGAAAUUGAUAUGGAAACACCAGACAGGAUUGUGUGCGGAAUGUCAGGAAUAAUUAUGAUUAUACUGUUAUGAAUGUACCACACCUCUGAGGGGCCGACGGGUGCGGGGUAGCCCCCUCCUUUGUGAGAAUCACAAGAUCACUAUUGAUUUGGGUCAGGAGACCCAGGAAAUAAGAGAGAGACAUGCGGAAUGUCUUGUUACCCCCGGCGAUAUAAAGCUACGGGAAACGGCCAUUGUCUCUUGGAGACGAACUUGUGUAUUACAAUACUGUGCUAUGUGGAAGCCCUCAGGCAAAGUGGGCUGGUUGAAGGAGAGAUUGCAUCACCCCCAACCUAAUUGACAUCUGAGACCCUGUGAGUCAGGAUAAAAGAGGGUCUGUAGGAACAGCCCCUCAGACGCACCAGAAGAAACGCUAGCAAUCCCGUAAUAGCAGAAGCCGAUGGGAGGAGGCUACAUGCGUUUGGUUCCACUUUCCCCAGAACCGGUGGCUUUUACCACGGAUGAACGGCUUUUAGCUAACAACAGGGAAACCAACUCCCAAUUACUCUCGAAGGAUUGGCAUCAUAAAAGGACCGGGCAAGUUUUAAACCCGUCUUUCUCUCAAACCAAAACGCAGCAGCUUGAACGAACUAACAGUGACUUUUAUAUUUCCAUCGGACAAUACAUUAACCCCUAGACAAUGAUAGAGCUAUUUCUUAUUGAUUAUUAUUAUACACGCGCAUUUAGAUUUAGUAUUGACGACGUUUAUUAUCUGUAUG
Molecule: messenger RNA, 8283 nt
Organism: Hypanus sabinus (Atlantic stingray)
Lineage: Eukaryota; Metazoa; Chordata; Chondrichthyes; Myliobatiformes; Dasyatidae
Product: dynein regulatory complex protein 11-like
Exons: 19
Coding region: 295-2808 (837 amino acids)
Molecular function (GO): ATP hydrolysis activity; ATP binding; protein binding
Source: RefSeq, a predicted model, not a curated record